Molecule: messenger RNA, 985 nt
Organism: Amoebophrya sp. A120
Lineage: Eukaryota; Dinophyceae; Syndiniales; Amoebophryaceae
Source: the annotation of a GenBank genome assembly
CGAGCCCGAGGAUUUGGCUUAAGUAGCCUCUGUCGUCUGGGUGGUGGGCCCGGCAGGCGUUUACCUUGUUCCGCGGUUUUUGAGUGGUUUAACACAUACCGAAGUAGAAAUGCGUAGAAUUAUAUCAAUGAAUAUUUAUUCCAAACAGUGGCCAUGUUGGAUGACGAGACGCGCCUCGGAGUUGUGAAACAUCAGAUGGAUAGGCGCAUAGACCGCAGCACUCGAGCAAGACUUCAGAUCUUUUUGCACCUGCGGCCGGCUUCUUUCAAGAAGAACGCCGCUGCAAGACUACCACGGCGCCCCCGCACUAUUGUUUUUACAGAAACGGAUAGUUUUCAUUUUAUAAACAAUACGAAUCCUAUUAGACCAGCAUGAGCCUCGUCAUAAUCCCAUUGCUCGCAUUGGUCGCCUCGUAUUGACGUGGCGCCAGAACUCUCAAGAUGGGGGGUGCAGUAGCUGGACCCGAUUGAUAUGCCGCGUCUUCAUCGCGAACGGCGACGGUGUGGCACUAUAUCGCUUUCGAUAGAAGAUAGGGCUAGGGAAAAAAAAACGGGGCCGCGCAUUCGGGCGAGUGAUCUUUCAAGUCUAGGCGGGCGCUUUAUGUUAGUGCUUAGGGCCCUAGCCAUCUAGGCUGAAGUAGGGCGAAUGAGGUUUGGCCCCACAGUCGUAGGCGGGCUUUUUGGAAUGGGGGCGCAAUUCUAGAUGAGGCGGGCCGCACGCGUAGACUAGCAGUAGGCUUAGGACGGAGGUGCUUCAGGCUCAAACUAACCUACCAGCGUGGGCAGUAGGCCGAGACGAGAAGCACUUCGCGCACUCUGAAGCAGCUGCGCGCUGUUUAAUGAUGACGCUGAUAACAAACGGGAGGCGGAAGCAGCCGACGGCGGGCGCUCGUAGGGUGCUCGUAUUGCUCAGAUCGCUCGUGUUGGUCGCCUUGUGUUGAUGAUGAUGACGCCAAAACCUUACAAAACCCUCUGCGUUACUGUAG